AUGCCGUCAAUAUCCAGCCUGUACAUUCACAGCACAAUAGUAGUGCCUGCCCGCUGGAAGAGAAUUAAUAAUGAACCAUGCACUAUAAACGUUUUUACCAACAGAGAGGUCUUAGUUCCUCUGGCUCGAAUACUGAUCCCAAAGUACACUCUCCCCAGCUGGGAAAAUGGCUUAGCCAUGAUGACAGAAAAAGUGCACCUCUGCACUGGUGCUGUGUACAGGACGGACAUCAUUUCCAGGUUGUACACAUUAGAUGGCUAUUGUCUACAUUGUCCAACUGAGAUGGAGAAUAGCCAGUACUAUGUGGCUGUUGGAGCAGAUAAGUUUAGAGCCUUACCAUGUGAACAGCGGGUCCCAUUGCAGGAGAAUCAUCCAGGGGACCAGGAUCAGGGUGUGAACGGCGUCUGUCCUGCCCGCGCUACUGGCAGCGUUUCAGCGCCACUGAAUGGGACAUCUGGUCUGGAGCAACCACUGAAGUCUCAAACUGACAGCUCUGCAGAGUGUGAUAUUGAAAGUCCCCAGCACACUGUGUUCCCAUUAGAAGCAAGCGGAGAUGCUGAGUUAGGUGUUCGCACUGAUGAAGUAGAAACUUUUAAGUUUGCUCACACAGGCUUUGGAGAGGGCUUUGAGCGCACAGCCAGGGGCCAAACGAAGAACCACACAGACUCUGCCAAGCCAGGAAGAGCCAAACAACAGAGGCAGGUGUCCAGAAUCCCACUUCUUUUCCCGUCAGGGGAGGGCAGCGUGUUCAAUGCAAAACACAAAAGGAGGGAAAUGGCAGGAGCAGCAGAGGUGCAGGAAGACUGCCAGUUGAAGGUGGACUUGCCAAUUGAUCAGGUUGAGGCCAAAGUAGUUGAGGAGGAGUGUGAACAUGGGUGUUCUCGCUCUUGCAGACCAUGCAAGGCCUCGCUCUUGGCCUCAGAUGGCUCCAGCCUGCAGAGUUUGGACAUGAAAAUAUCCUAUCGUGAGAAGAGUGAAAAAGGGGCACUGAGCUCACCAACAGCCCCAUGGAUGGAGAACUUAAGUCACCUGACCCUCAGGUAUGACCUCCCUGUAGAUAAAAGCUACUUAUUGGAGCCUAAAGAGGAGGAGGUGUCAUCUAAGCUUGGGAGAAUACGGUCACGGAUAUUCUGGUUUUUCAAGGGUAGGUUCAUCAAAGCAUAA
Messenger RNA from Lampris incognitus (smalleye Pacific opah), 1164 nucleotides. RefSeq names its product doublecortin domain-containing protein 2. Gene Ontology annotation, biological process: intracellular signal transduction. The record is from RefSeq and is a predicted model, not a curated record. Lineage: Eukaryota; Metazoa; Chordata; Actinopteri; Lampriformes; Lampridae. Bases 1 to 1164 code for a protein of 387 amino acids. The transcript is spliced from 11 exons. Gene Ontology annotation, cellular component: microtubule; microtubule organizing center.